AUUUUAUGAUAUAUAAUAAUUAUUUUAUCAUUACAAUUUUUCAUAGGUAUGGCAUGCAUACCAAUUACAUUUCAACCUAGUAUGAAAAUUAAACAAAUUCCUAAUUACAUAUACUUGCAUGAUUUGCAAAUGUAUAUUAUACCUCCAUCUGGAUAUAUUAAAUUAGAAGAAUUAUAUCAAUGGUGUAUUGAUAGAUUAAAGGUUUUAGAAUUAGUAAACAAAGUAUCAAAACAAUAUUAUAAAGCGAGGCAAUGUCGUAUUGCUUUAAUUAAAGAAUUGGAAAAAAAUGAUUUAAUUAAGUUUGCAAAACUUAUAAAUAUGUCUAACUAUGAAAUUUCACAAAGUAAAAAGCAGCUUCUAAGAAAAAAUGAUUCUAUAUCACACUUUAUUUUGAGAUCAGCAUUUUCUUUAGAACAUAAGAAAAGACAAUGGUUCUUUAAACAAGAAGUAAAAUUAUUUAAAUGGAGACUUUCUUUUUUGAAUAAAAAAGACAUAAAACUCUUUAAUUAUAUUAAUGGAAUUCAAUUUCCUUCUGUUAGUUUCUGA
This is a messenger RNA of Apis dorsata (giant honeybee), 546 nucleotides long. Its product is annotated as DNA primase large subunit-like. The transcript is spliced from 3 exons. Lineage: Eukaryota; Metazoa; Arthropoda; Insecta; Hymenoptera; Apidae. Bases 49 to 546 code for a protein of 165 amino acids. Gene Ontology annotation, biological process: DNA replication, synthesis of primer. Gene Ontology annotation, cellular component: alpha DNA polymerase:primase complex. The record is from RefSeq and is a predicted model, not a curated record.